This is a messenger RNA of Vanessa tameamea, 3335 nucleotides long. RefSeq names its product cadmus (gene cdm). Gene Ontology annotation, biological process: protein import into nucleus. The coding region runs from base 223 to 3087 and encodes 954 amino acids. The transcript has 16 exons. The record is from RefSeq and is a predicted model, not a curated record. Gene Ontology annotation, molecular function: small GTPase binding. Lineage: Eukaryota; Metazoa; Arthropoda; Insecta; Lepidoptera; Nymphalidae. Gene Ontology annotation, cellular component: cytoplasm.
ACAGUUUCAAGUUUCAAUAAAUUUGUCUUGUAGCUAUUGACAUUAUUUAACUAUUCACUAUUUCAUUUUUUAUUUAUAUACAACUAUAUUUUAAAAUCAUACAAUAUAAUAGAUUAAUUUUUCUUCAUUAAAUACGAAUUUUACAGGAAGAGGUUAAUUUAUUAUUUGUCAUUAUAAUGCGCUAAGAAGCUCGCUAAUGUGUUUCAUACAUAUCGUAUAAUAAUGGAGUAUACAGCUCAAAAUUUGGAAUAUGCUGUGUCUGUUUUUUAUAACGGAGAACAACAAGACAGAGCAAAGGCACAUGCAUGGCUUACAGCCGCACAGCGGCUUCCAGAAGCUUGGAAUUUUGUGUGGGAAUUACUUCAACCCAGCAAGGGUACAGAAAUUCAAUUCUAUGCAGCUACAACUCUGCACACCAAAAUUCUUCGUUGUUGGAAUGAAGUUCCUCCAGAAAGUUAUUCUCAAUUGAAAGAAAAACUAUUACAAGCAGUAAUUGGUUAUUCCAAAGGCCCUAAAAUUGUUACAAACAGAUUAUGUAUAAGUCUAGCUGCAUUUAUUCUUCAACAAGGCUCGAGUGAUUUAGCAGAAAUUUUGAGGCCGUUAUCAACAACUGAAAACACUUCAUUACUUCUUGAAGUAUUAACUGUGAUCCCUGAAGAAUAUAAUAGUAUGACCAUGGGAACAUAUUUACGGUCAAAAAAUCGAGCAGCAUUAAACGAAGCAAGCUGUAUGGUCUUAGAUGAUAUGCUGAGAUAUCUACAAAGUGUUUACAACGACUACAGCUGUCAACCACCAAGUGAAGAGACAGUUCAAUCAUGGACAAAUGCGGCGACGUGUGCGGCGAGUUGGCUCUCCCUGGGCGAGGAGGACGCGCUCGACUGCGCCACCACGCUGCCCGAGCGGGCGCCGCUCUGUCGCGCGCUGCACACGGCCGUGCAUGUGCUCUGCACGUGGAACGAGGCCGUGAGCGACUCGGCGCUGGAGGCGUGCGAGGCGUGCCUGUCGGCGGUGCGCGCGGCGGGCACGGCGGGCAGCGCGCACAAGUUCGCGGCCGCGGCGCGCGCGCUGCUGGCCGACCUCGCCGCGCUCGCCGCGCCGCUCUUCGCCAAGAACGACACGCCCAACUCGCUCAACGAGGAGUUGCUGUCGGCUGUGAUCACGUGCUGCGUGUCGGUGAGCGAGUGCCACGCGCGCGAGUUGGUGCAGGCGGCGGAGGAGGAGGAGCCCGGGGUACGCACGCUGCUGCAGCUGCUGCUGGCCGCCCAGGCCGCACCCGGACACUACCCGCUGCACGAGACGCGCUCGAACCUCGUGUUCCGGUUGUGGUACACGCUGCAGAAUGAAAUAUCUCAUACGUCGGACAGAACGCGGAAAAUGAAUCCACUGUGGCAGGAAGUCUUCACGCAACUUCUGAUGACGCUGGUAAAAAAGUCCGAGAUGCCCCCCGAGUCGGCUCUCUCGCGCGUCGACCAGGAGCUCCUCCGAUGCUACAGGCAGGACAUCGCCGACAUAGUGAUGUACUGCUUCAUCGUGCUGGGCGAGGCGAGCUGGGCGCUGGUGGAGAGCGCGUACGCGUGCGCGGACACGGCGGCGCAGCGCGAGGCGGCGCUGCACGUGUUCCUGGCGCUGGCCGACGCCGCGCCGCACGCGCACGCGCCGCCCGCGCUGGGCGCGCUGCUGCAGCACGCGCUGCGCCUGGCCGCCGCCGCGCGCGACGCCGACACGCUCACCACGGCGCUCGACUGCCUCGGCGCGUACGCGACGUGGCUGAGCUCGCUGGAGAGCGCGGAGGGUGCGGCGCUGGGCCGCGAGUGCAUGCGCGCGGCGGGCGCGGCGCUGCAGCGCUGCCCCGCGCCCGCCGCGCUGGCGCUGCGCAAGCUGUGCGUGGACUGCGCCGCGCCCGCCGCCGCGCUCGUCGCCGACAUCGUGGGCGUCGCGCUGGCCACGGACGGGGACGCCUGGACGCGCCGCCAGCUGCUGAGCGCGGCGGGCGCGGCGCUGGCGGCGUGCGAGGUGUCACAGGCGGCGCCGCUGCUGCGCGACCUGGCGCGCCGCCUGGUGGCCGACCUCACCGCGCAGGCGAGCGAGGGCGGCAAGUGCGGCGCGGCGGAGUGCGUGUCGCUGAUGUCGGCGCUGAGCCCGCAGCCCGAGCUGGCGCUGCAGCUGUUCCGGGAGCUGCUCCCCGCCCUGCAUCUGCUACCUAACAAUCCGCAACUUACGCAACCAAUGUUUCAAAUUCUGAAACAGACGAUAGGAGCGGUGAUGGAUAACAUCGAGCCUAUCGUAGAGGACGUGGCGAAACUCAUAAUCGCCGGGUUCGAGACGCAACUCUGUCCCGUGGCGCUGGACGUCGUUAAACUUUUCACAGUGCUGGUGGGCGGGCUGUGGGGCGGCGCGGCGGGUGUGCUGCGCUUGGCCGUGAUGGCGACCGUGCGCGCGCUGGCCCCCGCCGCCGCCGAGCCCCCCUCGGCCCCCUCGGGCCCCUCGCCCGCCGUGUGCGCCGAGCCCGAACUCGCUAAGGAGCUGUUCGCCGUGCUCACGGCGCUCACAAAGAAGAUGCCGCACGUCAUGGACUGGAUCGAGGACCUGCUCCCCGAUCUCGUCGAUUUGGCGCUGAGCAGCAUGCGCGCGUGGGAGGCGCGCGCGGCGGCGGCGGCGUGCUGCUGGCUGGCGGCGCUGGCGCUGCACCGCGCGCGGGCGCUGCACGCGCGGGCGCCCGCGCUCACGCACGCCGCGCUCUCCUGCAUCGGCGGUGCGACGCCGCGUAACCAAAUGGAACCUCUCGCGGAACUGCUGCUGGCACUGAACCGCGCACAGUGGCUGGGCGAGGGAGGGGCUAAGGCGGCAGGGGGGGUGGAGGUGGGCGAUCUGGGGGUUUGGCUGCGUGUGUCGCUGGCGCACGCCGGCUUUCCGUCCACACACGCCACUGAUGCGCACAAGCAGAAGUUCAUCCAGGCCGUGCUCAGAGAGAAAAGCAGCAAGCGACGAUUGUUAGAAAGCGUCCAAGAGUUCUCAUUGGCGUGUCGCGGCCUGAUCGGAACGGAGUACGCGCGCCAAUCGAUCGCUUCUAAGCAAAUGAUAGCCUAAGCAUUGUUGAUAAACAUUAGUAUAAACGUUGACCGAAAUCUUACCGAGUGUGUUUUCAUGAAGAUUUUCGAGUCUAUAAAUGGCUGUAAAUUAUUUUUACUUGUCUAAUCUAUGUUGUAAAAUUGUAGAGAAGUAUGAAGUAUCUCAUUUGUUGUACACAAAACUAUAAAAAUUUUGGUGCUUAAUUAAGUUCUGACAAUUCAUUGAGUCGAAAAUAUUUCUUAUUGUUUUUAUAUUUUUAUAUAAAA